Messenger RNA from Carassius gibelio (silver crucian carp), 3098 nucleotides. It is a transcript of the gene icam5, whose product is annotated as intercellular adhesion molecule 5. Gene Ontology annotation, molecular function: integrin binding. NCBI's taxonomy places the organism in Eukaryota, Metazoa, Chordata, Actinopteri, Cypriniformes, Cyprinidae. The transcript is spliced from 10 exons. Bases 176 to 2539 code for a protein of 787 amino acids. Gene Ontology annotation, cellular component: membrane. Gene Ontology annotation, biological process: cell-cell adhesion. The record is from RefSeq and is a predicted model, not a curated record.
CUCUUUCUGUGUCUUAAAGCAGGAUUUCCUGUUCUCAGACAUGUCUUGCCAUGCUUCAGACCAUUAUCACAAUUAAGAGAAAAUAAAUCCUAUUCACAAACAAUAUCGAAGGAGAUUCUGCAUCUAUCAUCCAUCUCGGCCAUUACCGCCAUUAUUGCUUAUCACUUGCUUGACGAUGCUUCUACUCCAGCCGUUGAUAGGUCUCUUGCUGAUCAGCCUUGCUCAUGGCGACUGCCCCAUUUUGUUCAGUCCUGUUUAUGUGGUUGUUGAAUAUGGAAAAUCAUUUUCAGUGAACUGCUCCUCCACCGGCGAAACAGACCAGUUCGGCUUGAGUUGGGAAAAAUCUAAUGAAACAAUAGAGAACAAUGAAGACAUCUUCAUAAGUGUGAAUGUGACAGACUGGGAGAGGACGCUAACUUGUUACAUGUACUCUAAUGAAGCACUGUGUUCUCAGAAUCUUCCAGUUACCAUUUACAAGACUCCAGACAAUGUGUCCAUCAGCAUUGUGAAUCACAGAGGACCAAUGAUAGCGGGACAGCAGUAUGAGCUCCAGUGUGAUGUUCACGAUGUGGCUCCUGUUACGGAGCUCACUGUCAAAUGGUAUAAAGGACAGACUCUGCUGGAUCAAACCACCUUCACUGAGGAUAGCAAGACUCCAGUGAAUGUAAACCCCUCACUCCUGAUCCGUCCAGACAGAGAUGAUGAUGGAGCUCAAUACUGGUGUGAAGCAGAGCUGGAUCUGGGAGAAGAUGGACCUCAAUAUCCUACAAAAUCUUUGGAAGCUCUCAGUGCUGAAGUACACUAUAAACCAAAACACUCCAGUUCAACAGAGACCAUCAUUCAAAAGGAUGAGGUCACGCUAAACUGUACAGUGAAGGCAAACCCGGCUCCUGUGUACAUAUGGUACUCAGAUCAUCUGAAAGAGGAGAUCAGCUCCUCAGUGCUCCAGUCCUCCACACUCAGUCCAGGAAACUACACGUGCAACGCCACAAACUCUCUGGGAACUGACACCAAAGUGUUCAUCAUCAAGUCAGAGCUUCAUCUAUCCUUUUCUGUAGAGAAUCAAUGUCCUGUUCAGCUCAACCCACAGAGAGCUGUUGUGAGAUACAACGGUUCUGUAGCAGUUCACUGUAGCGCUUUAGUCUCACAUAAAGGGAUUGGAUGGGAAGCCAGUGAAGGAGCAGUGCCCAAAACCAGUAACAAUCUGAUCACAUGGAGAGUGUCACACCUGACAGAAUGGGAGAUACAGCCAUUCUGCUUCAUAAACUAUGAGAGACAGUGUGACGUAAAACUCCCAGUCAUUAUUUACAAGACUCCAGACAAUGUGUCCAUCAGCAUUGUGAAUCACACAGGACCAAUGAUAGAGGGACGGCAGUAUCAGCUCCAGUGUGAUGUUCACGAUGUGGCUCCUGUUCAGUAUCUCGCUGUCAAAUGGUAUAAAGGACAGACUCUGCUGAAUCAAAUCACCUUCACUGAGGAUAGCAAGACUCCAGUGAAUGUAAACCCCACACUCCUGAUCCGUCCAGACAGAGCUGAUGAUGGAGCUCAAUACAGAUGUGAAGCAGAGCUGGAUCUGGGAGCAGAAGGACCUCAACCUCCUCCAAAAGAAACAUCAGACCCUCUUUACAUUACUGUACAUUAUGCUCCAAACAUUCAGUUUUGUAACAGCUGGUCACCAUUGACAGGGACCUCAUUGGAUUCAUAUCCUUUAAACGUAAAUUCUGUUUUGGGUAAUCCUCGUCCAAUCAUCUCCUGGAGACACAAAGCAUCAUCAGUCAACUCCUAUCUGCCUCUUACCAAAUUUGAUUCUGGCCAAUAUGAAAUCAUUGCCAGUAAUGUCCUUAGUAAUUUCAGUUGUUCUAUAAACAUCACAGUAGAGUAUCCUCCAGAACUGAACUGCAGUGAGAACUACGAAGUAAAAGAAAAAACACUCUUCCAAUUUCCUUGCAUAGCUGAUGGAUCCCCAAAGCCUAAAUUAUCCCUCCGCAAAAACGGAAAUAUUAUCCAGCAUGAAUUGUUUUUCCCCAAUUGGACUCAUAGUGGCCAGUAUCAAGUAAUCGCAGAAAACCAACGUGGAACUAUAAAUUCUACAGUCACCAUCAACAUCCUACAUGCCCCAAUGAUUUAUGUCAGACAGGAUAAGUUUGUCGUGGGAAAAGGCGGAAACCUAAAGCUAAAUUGCACAUCGACUGGUAAUCCAGAACCUAAGAUGUGGUUGAGCUUCAAUAAUAAAAACAUCUCCACUGGGGGGCGCAACAUAACCCUAAAAAUCGAGAGAGCCACGUCUAAAAAUGAUGGAAUCUAUACAUGCAGUGCCAUCAAUGUAUUUGGACGGAAUGACAAAAGCUUCGUAGUGGAGAUAAGAGAUGACUCUCUCAACUACUUUGCUAUUGUUGCUUUGGUACUGGGACUGCUUGUUUUCUUCCUAAUUUUAGUAGUGAUCGUAUUGCUGCUUAUGAGAAAUAAAAGAGGACAUUAUGAUUUACAGUCAGUGAAGCAGUAUGAAAUGCAACCAUUGGGCAAUGGGGGCCCUGCGUGAGUUUAUCCUGUUUCAAUCAGAUGAAUUAUGCUUAAAUUGAAAAAAGAUAAUAUACUAAGCAUCGUUCAGUUUACAACAAAUAAAUAACAUUCUAUAAAUAUCUGUGGUAUAAUGUGUGAAGUUUAAUAUUGUAUAGCAUGCACUUGUGUAUAUGAUAUGGAAGGUAUUUUUCAGUGACCAAGAAGAAUGUUUGAGAUGAAUAAAAAAAUAUUUAAAAUGUAUUAUCUUGUCACAUGAAAACAAGUUUUCUGUAUUUUGGUCAUGGUUCUGAUUUACUAGUGUAAAGAAAAAGGUUUAUUUUGUGUUUAUAGCUGUUUACUUUUUAUUUUUUGAGAGAGAGAAAGAGCUGAUGGAUAAUUUGGAUAAUUUCAAGGCCAGAAGUGUUUUUUUUUUCUGUGUUAAACAAGUUUGACAGUCUGUAUUGGGAGUUAUUUUAAGUAAUCUGCCUGUUUUCUUUUUCUUUUUUUUAAAUAUCUAUAAUAAUGAUGGUGCAAUACAUGAGAAAAAGUCUGCACAAUUAUCAAACUGCAAAAUUUUGAAAUAAAAUAUUUUUAAACAA